AAACCUCGGAUCAGAGCGAGGUGAUCGAUUGAUUUGUCCAUCCACGGAUCGAUUAGAUAAUCAAUCAGAUCCUGAUCGAUAGCGAGACGACAUUCAUUACGACGAUGAUCGAUGGUUGCGAUGCUCGUUUGUAACAGAGAUGAUGCUGGUGAUGACCAUCGAUGAUGAUCGCUCGCUGACGAUGAUGAUAACGGUGGCACAUCAUCACUGACAGCAGGGCCGUGCCGGCAGCAGCAGUAGCGGUCGAUAUUGAAUCGAUAUUGAAUAACCCAACCCAGAGACGCCCAUUAGCACAAGCCACAUGUUCAUAGGCGGUCCGUCCAUCCCGAGCGACGCCGAGGCUGUGAAUCCCUUCCACCUUCUGCUCAUCAUCGCAACCUCACUCCUCUGUGGCUUUUGUCUGCCUAUUUCUAUUAUUCUCUUUGGUUACAUUAUCUAGAAAAACAACAUUGUAGGAAACACGUAAGAUGUGCGCUACCACUACCCGAUCUGCCGCAACUGAGAUUCGUACAGAUGUUUCAAGAUGACGAUUACGUCGAUGACGGUUAGCGAGGCACAGGUAAAUGCGACGAAAAAGGCAAACGAGGGCAGCUCAAGGAGCGGCGAUCCCCAUCAGCCAGCGACCACCCUCAAUUGUGGGAAACAAACACGACAGUUGAUGAGCAGUGAUGAUUCUCUGUCAGGCCAGGUCAACCACGCCGUUUUCCGUUUCACCAAUGUCGUUAAUAAACCCUCAAUCAAGGAUUCAGUGACGAUGGAGGUGAGGCUGAAAACCUCAGUCGGCCUAUGCAUGCUCAGAUGAGAACCGUAGUGAUGUGCUAACCGUGUGGAGGUACAUGCGAAUGUGGGAGCUUGAUACUGUUCUCUUCGCGGGGAUUCGUUCGCGACCGUGUAUGUGCUACACAACGUUUGAGCUGGAACAUGCACAAGGCUGUCUUCACCACACGUUGCAAGGCUCAGCUGUACCGUCGUAUAGAGUGCGGGGCAAGGACCUGAAGGAUUUGAUGCGUAAGGUUGGAUGCGAGGUGUGCUAUGCCGAUGCUCAUCACUACCGGAAAAAUGAAGCCGUGGUUGAAUUUGCAUCGCGUUCCGAUAUGAGACGUGCUAUUGAGAAAUACGAUGGACACGAGAUUAACGGCCGUCGCAUGGCCCUGAGAGAGGACCGCAGAACAGAGUCUCUUUCAAGAUCUAGAUCUAGAUCACGUCAAAGGAAGGGCAGUACGUCUAGAAGGAGAAGUGCAUCUAGAGGCCGCAACCGUAAAUCCCGCUCGAGGUCUCGCUCCCGUUUGAAGGGCUCUCCGCAUAAAUCUCGCCAAUCGCGAUCACCAGAAACUAAGCGGCGUCGCACAAGCAAGUCGCGAUCUAGAUCCCGAUCCAGGUCGAGCUCAAAGCCAAGGUCGCAGAAGAAUGGAGGUGGACGUUCCAAUGGACAAAACAGAGAUCCGUCCAAGGAACGCAGCAGAAGUCAUUCUCCAGCUGAUUCAAAGGUGGCGGACUCUCGCGGCCGCGAAAGAUCUCCGAGUCGCAAACUGAAGGAUGCGAGAGACGGAUCGGCGUCGAGGUCACGAUCGAGAUCUAAGUCGAGGUCAAGGUCAAGGUUAAGGGCAAGGGGUGAUUCUGCUCACCGAAGUCCCGCGAAACGAAGCCGCUCUAGAGAAAGAAGUCUAUCAAAAGAACGAAGUAGCUCAAGGGGACGCAGUUCAUCACGUGAACAUAGCGCUUCUCGAUCCCGGACGGGAUCUAGAGAGCGAAGUGCCUCACGUGAGCGGAGUGUGAGUCGAGGUCGUAGCGCCGGAAGCCGCGAUCGCAACGGUGACUAACGACAGUGUAUUACUGAAACGACUUGGUCCAACUUAGCUGUAUUGCCGCGGUUAGAUCUAUCAUCGAGAAAAACAAUGAAAACAAACGCGAGAAGGGGUGAAGUUCUUAUACGAGAGAAGUAGAAGAUGCCUUGUUUAAGUGUUAAGUGGUGAAGGCGACUGAUUCGUGACUUGAAAAUGACGUACGUAAUGGUAACACAAGAUCCAUGUUAGGCAACAGCAACAGUAUACGAUGGCUUCUGCCGGCACUUAAAAAGCAAAAGGGCAUCGACUGGCUAACUCAAGUAGUACGUAAAACAAGAAAAAGCGGCGAGUGUUUAGAAAUAUGUUACAUAUUCUCUGUAUAAAAAGAACGAAUGGCUACAGAGCUUGAGAACACACAGAAUAUCGUAAAUAGCUCUGGAUGCUUGUCCCCCUUCCAAAAAACUCCAUGUAUGCUUCUCGUUCGUGUAUCCUCUUAUUAUUAUUAUAACAUUAUUAUUAAUAUUCACAUACUUGCUGCAUUGUCUGAAAUAUAGCAAUUGUCCUGACUAGCCCAACCUAGCGAUCGGUAAUCCGGAGUCCAUCCCUUGUGAAAUAUUGGAUAGCAUCCUCGCAUGAUAAUAGUUUAAUUAAAAUGUAAAGUGUGAACAUAACAGGUAAAUUAGAAUUGUAACGCUUCGUCAAACAUAAAUAAACUUAAGCAUACACUUAUAUAACUAUCAUUAUGCGAUUCCACACAGCCGGCUAUAUAUAUUUUGAUUAAGAACAUCGGUACAUUUGGGUCGAUAUUGCUGGCAAUAGAUUUUAGGCGCCCUGGGGUGCGCCUCCCUGAAUUUGUUGUGAAUUAAUCGAAAGUAUAAUUGUACUCAGAGUGACAUCCAUAGAGUCACCACCUAUGACUAUGAUACAAUAAUGAUGAUGGCGCAUAAUAACAGACUCGUGAAAUCAGCAAUCAAAAUCGAAUGGAAAUGCUUCAUGUGAAUACUUUAUUAUACAACAGCACGUGAAUAAAUCGAUAACUCUAAUUGGCUAAUCUAGGCGAUGAUGCCAGAUAAGCGCCGCAUGUACUGAGCUCAACUAAUCAGAAGAAUUUAAGCACUUCAAAUUUGGAUUGAUGUCUCACUCCACCUUAUCUAUAUUUCUAAUGGUUCCCAUUUGUGGGGUUCAGUGCGAAACGAUAACAAAAAUGAUCUCGAUGGUAAUAACAAAUGCGAUAAAUUGAAGCAAAGAUUAUUGCUUCGAAUUACGUUUCAUUGAUUGAUUUCUCUAUAUAAGACUAACCAGGAACACAAUAUAGAUAAUCACAACGAUCUUGCCUGAUUAAUAAUAAAAAUAAAUUAUGCAGUUUAAUAACGAACUUGCUGAUGAUUUGAUGAAACGAAUGAUUAGUCGUCGGUUUAACACGUGCGCAAGGAAAAGACACUCAUUCAGCCUUGGUACCAUGUAUGCGUAGAAUAAGUUCUACCAAUAAUAUAUUAGUACGAUUAGUAAUAGUAUUUCAUGAGGUUGGUUCCUUGUUCACGCAUCGAAACACAUCCUAUUAAAAGCGGCUUUGCCGUAUUUCGAUGUUGUAAGAUAACAUUUACAUUAAAACUGUGUACCCAGAGGGAAGACGCUGGCUGCCAACCUGUAUUAAGAUAGCGCGCCAAUAAAUAAACUGACUGAUUGCAUAUUUCUUUA
Messenger RNA from Varroa destructor (honeybee mite), 3482 nucleotides. RefSeq lists its product as uncharacterized. The record is from RefSeq and is a predicted model, not a curated record. Gene Ontology annotation, molecular function: mRNA binding. Gene Ontology annotation, cellular component: cytoplasm; nucleus. Lineage: Eukaryota; Metazoa; Arthropoda; Arachnida; Mesostigmata; Varroidae.